Lachancea nothofagi CBS 11611 is the source of this 255-nucleotide messenger RNA. NCBI's taxonomy places the organism in Eukaryota, Fungi, Ascomycota, Saccharomycetes, Saccharomycetales, Saccharomycetaceae. The record is from the annotation of a GenBank genome assembly.
AUGGUUUUCUACAGGAUUACACUUUCCAGAUCAACUAUAGGGCUUCCGAAAGCUAGUAAGAGUAUUGCCUCUAGUCUUGGUCUAGGAAAAACCGGGUCGGUAGUAUACCGUAGGGCUUCCCCCACUAUUGCAGGUUCAAUUGCUAAGAUUAAAGAAGUGGUAACAGUAGAAGUAACAGAACAUGCAUUAACGAAAGAACAGCAGCGCGAGCUCCGGAAAUCCAAUCCUGGUUUUACCGUCGAGAAAAGGGUAUAG